Erythranthe guttata (spotted monkey flower) is the source of this 1161-nucleotide messenger RNA. RefSeq names its product F-box protein PP2-A12. The record is from RefSeq and is a predicted model, not a curated record. NCBI's taxonomy places the organism in Eukaryota, Viridiplantae, Streptophyta, Magnoliopsida, Lamiales, Phrymaceae. Gene Ontology annotation, molecular function: protein binding.
AUUCUCUCUCUCUGUAUCGAUAUCUCUCUCUAAAUCGGCAUUAAUCUGUAUGCAAAACCCACCCACCUUCCAUUUUUUUCCCACCUAUCCUCUUUCAGGAAACCCCCACCAGAUUCAUCGGUUCUCUCUCGUAAUAUGGGCUCAUCGUUCUCGUCUUCGUCUCCGAUCGAAAGCUCCGCCGGCGCCGCAUCGCCGGAGACCGGGUUGGGGGAUUUGCCGGAGAGCUGCGUCGCGUCGGUGCUGGUCUACCUGGACCCGCCCCAGAUCUGCCGGAUGGCGAUGAUGAACCGGGCUUUUAGGGGCGCGUCGUCUGCCGAUUUCGUUUGGGAGUCGAAGCUGCCGUUGAAUUAUGGAGAUGUAAUUGAGAGAGUAUCGGAGGAAAACGAUGGUUUUGUUGAGGGUUUGUGCAAAAGGGAUAUUUAUUCCAGGCUUUGUACCCCUAAUUCGUUUGAUGCUGGCACCAAGAAAGUUUGGUUGGAUAAGAGCACGGGCAAGACUUGUAUGUUAGUAUCAUCAAACGGAUUAGCGAUAACUGGGAUUGAUGACAGGAGAUAUUGGAGCCGCAUUCCAACCGAAGAAUCGAGGUUCAACUCCAUCGCAUAUCUCCAGCAAAUAUGGUGGUUCGAGGUGGACGGGGAAAUCGAGUUCCCGUUUCCAGCCGGGUCGUACAGUCUAUAUUUCCGAUUGCAGUUAGGCCGGGCCCACAAGAGAUUUGGUAGAAGGGUUUGCAAUUCGGAGCAUGUCCACGGUUGGGAUAGGAAGCCCGUUCGAUUUGAGGUGUUGACUUCGGACGGUCAACAGGCCACGAAGCAGUGUUACUUGAAGGAACAUGGGAGGUGGAUUCAUUACCAUGCCGGAGAUUUUGUUGUAGCUAAUACUUGCAGAUCAAUUAAAGUCAAAUUUUCGAUGACGCAAAUUGACUGCACGCACACGAAGGGUGGCCUUUGUGUAGAUUCUGUACUGAUAUAUCCUGCCGAGUGUAGAGAGAGGUUGCAGCAUUUUUAAUUGUGAUCCCAUCUCUUUUGUAGGAAAGUGUACUCGUAGUGUGUGUUUCAUUAGUCGUAUCGUAGAUUAGGGUUAUGUAGAACAGGCAAACAAAACAUAUUGAGCAGUAAAGAAAUUAUGAUCAAGAUUUGUGCUGAUUGUUUUCGACACAUGAUA